CGCCGGGCCGGAGCCGCGGCCCGAGCCGGAGCGGGAGCUGGCGGAAUGGAGCCCCGGAACACGCCCGCGCUGCGCCGCCUGCUACCGCCGCUUCUGCUCCUGCUGCUGCCACUGCCCCCCCGCGCCCGAGCCAAGUACGUGCGGGGCAACCUCAGCUCCAAGGAGGACUGGAUGUUUUUGACAAGAUUUUGUUUCCUCUCGGAUUACGGCCGACUAGACUUCCGCUUCCGCUACCCUGAGGCCAAGUGCUGUCAGAACAUCCUUCUCUAUUUUGAUGACCCAUCCCAGUGGCCAGCUGUGUACAAAGCAGGGGACAAGGAUUGCCUGGCCAAGGAGUCAGUUAUCAGACCAGAGAAUAACCAGGUCAUCAACCUCACCACCCAGUAUGCCUGGUCAGGGUGUCAGGUGGUGUCAGAGGAGGGAACCCGUUACCUGAGCUGCUCCAGCGGUAGAAGCUUCCGCUCUGUGCGUGAGAGGUGGUGGUACAUUGCGCUUAGCAAGUGUGGGGGAGAUGGGCUGCAGUUGGAGUAUGAGAUGGUCCUCACCAACGGCAAGUCCUUCUGGACACGACACUUCUCUGCCGAUGAGUUCGGGAUCCUGGAGACAGAUGUGACCUUCCUCCUCAUCUUCAUCCUCAUCUUCUUCCUCUCCUGUUACUUCGGAUAUUUGCUGAAAGGUCGUCAGUUGCUCCACACAACUUACAAAAUGUUCAUGGCUGCAGCUGGAGUGGAGGUCUUGAGCCUCCUGUUUUUCUGCAUCUACUGGGGUCAGUAUGCCACUGAUGGCAUUGGCAAUGAAAGCGUGAAGAUCUUGGCCAAGCUGCUCUUCUCCUCCAGCUUCCUCAUCUUCCUGCUCAUGCUCAUCCUUCUGGGGAAGGGAUUCACGGUGACACGGGGCCGCAUCAGCCACUCGGGCUCUGUGAAGUUGUCUGUCUACAUGACACUGUACACCCUCACCCACGUGGUGCUGCUCAUCUAUGAGGCCGAAUUCUUCGAUCCAGGCCAGGUACUGUAUACAUAUGAGUCUCCGGCCGGCUAUGGGCUCAUCGGGCUGCAGGUGGCAGCCUACGUGUGGUUCUGCUACGCCGUGCUCAUCUCCCUGCGCCACUUCCCUGAGAAGCAGCCCUUUUAUGUGCCCUUCUUUGCUGCCUACACCCUCUGGUUUUUUGCGGUUCCUGUCAUGGCCCUGAUUGCCAAUUUUGGGAUCCCCAAGUGGGCCCGGGAGAAGAUUGUCAAUGGCAUCCAGCUGGGGAUUCACUUGUAUGCCCACGGUGUAUUCCUGAUCAUGACUCGCCCAUCAGCGGCCAACAAGAACUUUCCGUACCACGUAAGAACGUCGCAGAUCGCCUCUGCGGGGACCCCGGGACCCGGAGGAAGCCAAUCAGCGGACAAGGCCUUUCCGCAGCACGUCUAUGGGAACGUGACGUUCAUCAGCGACUCGGUGCCCAACUUCACGGAGCUCUUCUCCAUCCCCCCGCCCACCUCCUCCGCCGGGAAGCAGGUGGAGGAGACAGCGGUAGCGGCGGCGGUGGCCCCGAGGGGCCGCGUGGUGACCACGGCUGAGCCGGGCGCAGCCUCCCCGCCCCCUCCCGCUCGGUUCCCCAAGGCGGCUGACCUGGGCUGGGAUGGCCCGACGCCGUCUUACCAGCCGCUCGUACCCUCGACGGCGGCGCCGCACACCGGCUUCACCGAAUACUUCAGCAUGCACACGGCCGGGGGCCCCGCACCCCCGGUCUGAGCAUCCCUGCCCGCGCCUGCUAUGGGCACGCACCGGGCCCCUGCUGGGCUCCGGACCCCCAGCCUUGUCCGGCCCCAGGGCUCGGCCCUCCCAGGUCCCACGAGCCCCCUUGCCCCCCACCCCAGCGCCUGGGUGGGGUGCGCUGCGUCUUGCCCCCUACCCUCUUGUGCCAAACGGUCCCGCGGGAGCCUCUCUCCCCGUCCCCUCCCUCAGCCCCUGCCCCGAGCGGCGCCGGAUUCUGGGCUCCCGCUGUUCCGUGAUCUUCGGCCCCCUGGUCCCCUCCGAGACCUCUGACCCCGCUGGACUCCGGACACGUAUCGCGACCGCCGGGAUUCUGCCCGUGACACUUCAGGACUGUGCGACCCCAGGCCUUUGCUCCCGGGACGGAUGUUGUGAAGCUGGUCUCUCUGAACCCCUCCCCUGGAUCAGUGACCGGACCUGUGCUCUCCGCUCCUGUCUGCAUUCUGGAGCCUUCCUUCGGGUCCCUGGCAGAAAGAC
Messenger RNA from Octodon degus (degu), 2235 nucleotides. RefSeq names its product transmembrane protein 145 (gene Tmem145). The transcript is spliced from 15 exons. The coding region runs from base 46 to 1737 and encodes 563 amino acids. The record is from RefSeq and is a predicted model, not a curated record. Lineage: Eukaryota; Metazoa; Chordata; Mammalia; Rodentia; Octodontidae. Gene Ontology annotation, biological process: G protein-coupled receptor signaling pathway; response to pheromone.